AUGUCAGACAAGCCAGGUUUUGACAUCGAAAAUGUUGAUCAGGAGAAGGGUUUCAAAAAACAGCAAGAAAUGGUUAACAGGACUGUGCUGUCAAAACAAGUAAGAAUACUGUUCGUUUCUAACCCGAACAAACUGCCAUUGCGUGAAGUGGUGAAGAGGUUUUCAACCGAAAUAAUCAGAUACGAUAAUUCAUCUGACGCAAGCCCUCUCGGAUGGGCGAAAUCAGCCGGCGGAACUAAUGAAAGUACCUGUUUUCGAGCAGAGAUGAGCUCUCCUUUCUGGGAUUACUUCCUGGAGAAAGGAAAAAGGUGUAUCGCUGAAUAUAAUCGGAAACACAAGUGCAACGUCAAGCUAUUGCGAGACCAUAGCGUGAAGGUUGCAGAUUUAGAGAGUCUCAGUUUGUAUCUUCGUAAGAAGAUACGAGAGUAUUGUCAUCUCCACCAUUUUGAUAUUCCUGAGGUUCAAAUAAAGAACGGUUAUUUAUCAAUCAAGAGUAACAAAAUGCCUGAAGCCUUGAAGAUAAAGUCCACGUUACUUGCCAUCAAGCUGGGAUGGUCCUAUCACGACUGGAGUGGUAUACCAAUAAAGGAAUUGCUGACUGACAACGAAGCAAAAGAUUUUACUGAAGGAAAAAUCAAAUGGUGUUCGCUUAAAUUGGAAUCAAUUCUACACAUUGAUGUAUCAGCAGUGUCAGAUCUGUCUCAGUCCAAUUCUGAGGAUUCCAGAAUCAGUCGUAAGCGUGAAGCAACGCAGGAAGAGACAUCGGCGCCAAAAAUGGCAAGGCGUGUUAAUGAAGAUGAGGAGAAAGAAGAGUGA
Molecule: messenger RNA, 816 nt
Organism: Ostertagia ostertagi
Lineage: Eukaryota; Metazoa; Nematoda; Chromadorea; Rhabditida; Trichostrongylidae
Source: the annotation of a GenBank genome assembly